GUCAAUAUUGAUAUGGACGAUAUAUUUCCAACAAGAAUGAGGAAAGAACGAACGACACGAACGACAUUCCCUCGUUAUUGCCUCAUAUCACCGUCAUGCAGCGCACCUUCCACGUUGACACGGACCAAAACCGCCAAGAAUCUCGAAAUCGAUAUUAGCCCAAUCAAGGAAUUACAAGCGACGGUCAAGCCAUCUUCGCCAAGCACUUUUGGCAACUUCCUCAGAUCGGCCAUCGUCAUAGAAGGCGACUGACAAUCUUGACGAAUAAUCUCGAAUUCUCCUCGACGUCGCUUCUGGAUGAUAUUGUUGUCGUCGAUAUAUCAAUAAUUGCCCCUCUCUACGAGGCUCAUGGUUUCCUUACGGCACGGCUAUCUCUAGCCGUAUCGUGGACCAUGCCUCGGCCGAUCUCCCAACGAGAAAUCGACCUCGAUCGCAAAAGUACUUUGGUGCUUGGGAUCCAACCUCGACCCCAGUGUUGAUAGAUUUCAUUGAAAUAUGCCUCAAAAGAUCCAAUUCGUGACCGGGUACCCCCAAAGUCAAAAGGAAAAAUCGGAAUCUCGCAAUUUAGUCAAAGCCAAUGCCUCGAGGAUCCGAUGGAGGCAGGGCGAUGUUCAUACUUCCAUCAGCACCACGCCUGUACAACCCCCCUCAAACCGACCUUUGGAUUUUGUCGGUGAGCUCGAUCUUCAAGGAGAGCCGUCACAGAGGAAACCAUCCACCGCUCUUCAACCCUCGCAAAACACCCCUACCCUAGAGAUUGGUCAAGAGUUUCUCUCGGCUCAUGAUCCAACCCGUUUACAGCCAGGGUCUGGGUUACCCGUUCCUGAGAUUCCCCGGCCUCUCAGCAUCUCUUUUUCUUAUGUUCAUCUCCCAUUACAAAGUCAAUCACCUUUGGCGAACCGCGGGACCGAUGUGAUUCUCGCUAAAGUGUACGAAGAUCUUCAUCAGAUGUUCCCAGCAGACUCUUCCGGCAGAAGUCACAUAGCAACAACGUGGUUCGAGACCAUUAUUGCCGAUCCUGGACUCCUUCAUGCCAGCUUGUAUGCUGCCUUGGUCCGAAACAAAGUAACCAAACACCUCCUUAUCGACCGAGAGGAGCUUAAAAUCGCCGUUUGCCAGUCCGAAAGUGUCCAAGCUAUCAAUUCCAGGUUGUCAGACCCCAAACCCGGCGUUGCCUGUGGUGACCUUAAUAUUCAAUCUGUUUUCAAUCUUGCAUUCAACUGCCUGCGGAGCCAGGACAGUGGCGCGGACAGCUCCUCGAGUCAAUCCCAAUUCACCCGUCCAGCUCAAGGCCCUCUCGGUUCAUUGAAAAUGAUUGAUGUUUACGGCGGUCGCAUUGAGACAAUGCCAGUACAUUGCCAUGGCCUAAACAGGAUGAUUUCUGUCCGUGGUGGACUUCACAAGCUCGAAUUGCCGGGACUGGCGUCACAGAUAUCUUAUAAUGAUCUGAUUGUAGCUUCCCGUCGGCUCGAGCGGCCCUCGCUGCAUUUCGUCGCUGGUCUCAAUUUCGACAUGGCUAUGUCGCUGUCAGCGCUCCGUCGAGUUGACCGCCCACUCCGUCAACUGGGCCACGGGUUUCGCAUUCUAAAAACGCUCCGUCCCGACACUUCAGACAGACUGUUAACAUGUCUCCACCAUCUCAGCCUAUAUACUCUUGGCAUGGAUGACUAUCUAGCCGUACGCCCCGAAGCGCAAUCACUGAUAGUCAUCGCGGAUCAACGAAAUUAUGUCCAACACAACCUCAUGACCAAAAUACCUAAUUCAAAAUCACCUGACACCCACGACAAUGAUGAAGAUCAUCUUCUUACCCUCUGCCAUCUAGCCGCCACCAUCUACAGUUUUCUCUGCAUCUUCCCAAUUCCCGCCGCUCCAUUUCAUUCCCUCGCAACACGAAUCAGAACGAUCCUUGGAUAUGCCAGAUUAGCUCGCGAAUUCGCUGAAGCGCCUGAACUUAUGCUGUGGAUCUCUAUCAUGGGAGCACUAGCGUCAAUCGGCAGUCCGACAGGAGAUCGUGCUUGGUUCGUCGCAGCUCUUGACCGUGGCUUCAGAAGGUUGAAGCUCGAGUCAUGGGACGAACUGCGCGCCCUCUUGUUGCGCUUUCUCUGGUUUCCCAGUACCAAUGAUUACGACGGUGGUGUCUUAUGGGAGGAAGUCGAGGCUUCCGAUCCAUUCGAUUUUGGACCGCCCAGCCAGAUCAGUGCUGGAGGUGUCGGCUGAGGAAAUUCGGUGUCUUGGUUUCAUUUUUAUUACAUCGAAAGACCUCUAUGGGUUAACUGAUCUCGUUCUCAGUGGACUGGAGCACACUCAUUGCUUCAAGACCAGGCACAAGCAAUACCCGUCACGGUUUCUGCUCCUCAAUGAGAUCACGAAGAGCCAUCCAAGCUCUAACUCUAUAAAUCAGGACCGUCAUGGAAAUAUCGUGCGGCCAUUGGCCUGCCACCCAUAUAUAAUUCCAGCAUGAUUGUGAGGAGUAAGGCAUGCUAUGUCCAAGGGGUAUGGACAAGAAAGAAAUAUCCGCAAUUGCUCGCUCGUUUAGUGAGACAAGGAGGAUGGCAGAGUAGAUGAGCUGCCCACGUGAGGGAAGCGUCCCAAUUAUAUAGCGAAGGAGAGGACGGUGCCGAUAACUCCUAUACCGUGUUGGCUGCAUCGUGGUAGUAGAGCCAGGCGCCAUGAUCGCAUCUGAUUAUGGAUUUGAAUGAAUGAAUGAACGAAC
Molecule: messenger RNA, 2713 nt
Organism: Exophiala mesophila
Lineage: Eukaryota; Fungi; Ascomycota; Eurotiomycetes; Chaetothyriales; Herpotrichiellaceae
Exons: 4
Coding region: 496-2217 (573 amino acids)
Source: RefSeq, a predicted model, not a curated record